Syngnathus typhle (broad-nosed pipefish) is the source of this 3389-nucleotide messenger RNA. RefSeq names its product transmembrane protein 196. The transcript is spliced from 5 exons. Bases 2095 to 2643 code for a protein of 182 amino acids. Lineage: Eukaryota; Metazoa; Chordata; Actinopteri; Syngnathiformes; Syngnathidae. The record is from RefSeq and is a predicted model, not a curated record.
UCCUGCUGUGAUGUGUUUAAUACUUUAUAAGAACUCUGUUUACUCUCCAGAGCAGCUAGCCAACACACCAGAUGUGACUCUAAUGCUGAGCGAAACAACUCGGGAAAUACAGGAAAUAGACUCCAAAUAUGUGGAUAUUGACCGUGACAAGCCAAAACAUGGCAACCAUGUGAAGACUAUUCUCUUUUUUUUUAAUGCAAGUCAGCUAUUUGAGAUUCAAGAAAAUGUAGCAACAUAAUUCUCUUUUCGCUUUAAAUUUGUACUUUAUAUUUGUGGGUCAAAAGGUCACCAAAACUGCAUGUUUUUUAAAAGCGUAUACUACUUUUCAUCGUAGGAUACAAUCCAUACUUUGCCUUUAAUGUCACUCCUAUUAUAGGCAGCAUCUUCAACUUUUAACACAUACAGCUAACAAGCACCUUUACUUUGACAAACGACCUCAGGACGGGUGCUCGUACUGUUAUUUAAGGCAUCGCAUUGAUUUCUACUGUAAUGAGCCCUCAUCUAUGGUCUGUGUGGUUAGCGUGGACAAACUGUAAGUGAGCAUGUCCAAUGAGCCCACCCCCCUGCACAUGAUGUAGAACUAUGUUGAAAAUACAAUUUUAAAAGUCGAAAUUCAACUGUGGGCUUCAUUACAGCUACAUGACAUUAACACGAUGGGGCUUAAUGGGUUGUUUAGUGAACAGUCACUCAGGAGUGUGACUUGAUAAUGUCACACCUCUACGGAUACAAUGGCAACAAAGUCAAUGUCUGAGCGGCCUGCGGCUUCUUUACGUCAUUUGCCUCCUCUGCUCUUGUGGGAAGGAUGACAGAUUCUCGCUGUCCUUUUCCAGCUAUUACAGACCAGUCUCCUAAUGAUUGUGAGCCCACACUGGCAGCAGAUGGCAACUGGGAUGCUUAUAAUGGGCCUCGGGGGAUAAUAGGGUCCCUGGCACCUCCUGCUAACUCCUCUCUUUAUCCACUUAACUGGAAGGAACUUUAUAUAUCUCCAAUAGCGCCACUCGGUUACUUGCUGCCUUUGGCUUCCGGUUCAGUCAGGAGCUUCUAAUGCCUUAUGCACUUUAUAAAACUUCCGCCAAAGUAUUCUUUUUCAACUAAAGCAAGUGACUCAGUGACUGACUUCAUUACCAAGAGUUUUUAAACGAGCCCCCGUUGCACAAUAAUUAAAAGCAAAAGCAUGAGUAGUUUUGUGGGUUAUAAUUGAAUCUGCAAACAGUUCCUUUCCUCACUGAAUGCAAAAAACACAUGCCAUGAGUCAGUAUACAGUAAAACACGCCGCUCCGUGUUUCUGCGCAAGCUGCUUUUACCCUCAAGCUAGUCAAUACCGUUGUUGAUUGAUCAGUUAAAAAGCCAGUAGUGGCACGAUAAAAAGAUAGCGCAAACUCCAAUGUCUCCAUGCAUCGAUUGUACACGGACGGAAUGAAGCUGUGGCUAAGUGUGAUUACUCGGGAAAGCCUGCAAUCGUUGGGGGCUUUUCCUUUCAGCAUCCAUGGUUGCCAAAAUGAAGAAAAAUGCAGUGAGGUCAUUUUAUCGUUUGGAUUGUUGAAGAAGUCAAUCUGUCAAUCAGGUCGUAUAUGUGCGCACUUUUGUUGCCAGCCAUUUAGAUAAUAUUGGCUGUGAGUUGACGUUAAAUGUACAGUUAGACAAGGUGCACACUAACAACUUUAUAUUGCAGAAAUCUAAAAAAAAAAAUAACUAAUGUGUUUUUUUGAAGUAUUAAAAUGUGUUUAAGUUUUGCUUUUUCAAUUACACUACUCAAAGAAAUUGAGGUACACUUUUUUGAAGAUAAAUAAUAAUCAUGGAUUCAUUCACGGAGUGCACACUCGCGUGCACGCGCCUCAUCGUAGUUGUGCGCGUGCCGCGGAGCUUGAAGUAACGUGGACGUCACAUCGUUAUCGUCACAUCAGGCGUUGCUCAGCUUCGUCCCUUUGCAUCUUUCCUCCCCACACACUUUCGGUAUUAGUUUUAAACAACUCGAACUAACUUGUCUGGACCCAGCCGAUAAUUUACCGAUGUAGAGCCGUACGCCGCGCUCCCUCCCGCGAGAACCGAGGAGCGGACUUCUUCUGUCGUAGGCGGAGAAAUGCCCCGGGCGGGAUGUGCUCCAGCCGCAAAAUCCUGUGGAGCCUUCUCCUCCUGUCGGUAGUGGAGGUGGGCCUGGGCGUGGCCAGCAUUGUGCUCGGAGCCGUGGGCAUCAGCUGGGUUCGGGGGCAGCACAAGCCGCAGCAAGGCGACGCUUCCCCGGUGUGGAGCGGACUCUGUUUUCUGCUCUGCGGGAUGUGUGGUGUGUUGUGCGCUCGAAAGAGGACCGGCCUUAUUAUGAUUUUGUUCUCAGCGUGCUGCAUCUGCGGUCUGAUCGCCGGCAUCCUCAACUUCCAGUUUGUCCGUGCGCUCAGUAAACGACCAGACUCCAUGCAAUCUAUCCACCUUGCUGCCAUGACUCUGGCCUGUCUGGGGAUCUCCUCCUGCACAUUGUCCACGUGGCUCACUUGUCGUCUGGCGAGCUCUGAGCAACAAAGGAUGUUCUUGGAGAGGGAGCACUCCCUGCACCAUUCACACGAGAUGACAGAGAAGGAUGCCCUGGACAGCUCCAGUAAUGGUAUCCCUCAGAUCUCCUACAACGGACACUCUGGCGCAUCACCAUGACGACAAGUUGACUCACUUGCUGUCAACAGUUAAGAAUGGCUGUACGGCAGACUGAAAUGUUUAAACUUUUGGAAUGCUGAAAGAAAAUACAGUAAGGUACAAUAUACUGCUUGUACACUGACAUAACAUGAGGUUCAUGAAUUGAACAAUAUAGUGAUAAGACGAAUUGUGAGUAAAAAAAUACUGUGCUACAUUCUUCUAUUUGGCCAAUUAAUCGGAAUAAUGCGGAAAUCCCAAUUUCAGAAAACCGAUUCAAAUGGUAAAACUCAUUACAGCAUUUGUAUUCACUACACAGAGUGAAAUGUUAAGCUAUUCUAUUUUUUAAUGACCAUCACGUUACAUGAUAAGCUACUUUUUUUAUAUACAUAAGUUGAAAGUGGCCGUCUGAAAAGAAAAGAAUCGAUAAUAUAAGAUUUCCAGCUGUUUAAUUGAGCUACGGGAACCAAUGAAUGUUCUUUUAGCUUGUUUUUUUAUGACUGUAUUCUAAUUUAUUCAUGUGCACUGGUAACAGAAACACCUCACAAUGACAUGCUGAUUUUAUUAUUAAAUGAAUGCCAGUGUAAACACGGCAAUAUUAUCCUAAAUGCAAGAUAUUUAUAUCUAUAUUUGAUAGCCACAGUAUUGGGAUAAGCUCGUUCAGGUGUAACCAAUGACGACAGUAUGUCAGGAAUGUAAACAAUAGGUCAAACAUAUUUUUGUAAGUGCUUCUUACACUAAUAAAUAAACCAAGAAAAGUCUUAUUACAA